AAAGACAUCAAUAGGCUGGAAAUGGUACAAAGAAAAGCGGUUCGAUUCAUCUACGGGGUAUAUAACAGGCAUGCUUCAGUUAGUGAGUUACUUAAUAAAGCACAAUUAUCAACACUUAGCACGAGAAAUACUAUUAACAGAUUGAAACUGCUCUUCCAGAUAAUUCAUGGCAUGAUCAACAUCAAUCGGGACAAGUAUAUAUCAUUUUCUGCACGCUCCAAUACACGUAGCCAGCAUCCGUAUUAUAUCACUGAGCCGUUACCGCGAAAUAAUGUUUUCCAAUACUCCUUUUUUCCUCACACUUUCAAAGAUUGGAAUAACUUACCCGCUGAAAUGACGAGCUCUAGUUCCCUAAUUUCAUUUCUUGAUUCUGUUAGAAAACAUUUCAAUGUUGAGUGA
Ixodes scapularis (black-legged tick) is the source of this 399-nucleotide messenger RNA. RefSeq lists its product as uncharacterized. The transcript has a single exon. The record is from RefSeq and is a predicted model, not a curated record. The annotation marks the transcript as partial. Lineage: Eukaryota; Metazoa; Arthropoda; Arachnida; Ixodida; Ixodidae.